This is a messenger RNA of Enterobius vermicularis (human pinworm), 441 nucleotides long. Lineage: Eukaryota; Metazoa; Nematoda; Chromadorea; Rhabditida; Oxyuridae. The record is from the annotation of a GenBank genome assembly.
AUGCAUUAUGCUGCAUGGAAGGGACACCUAGAAAUUGUUAGGUAUUUGACGGAAAACGGUGCUGAUGUCAAUUCAAAGCAGAAAGAUCAGAGGACCCCAUUACACAACGCUGCCUCAAAUGGCCAUCUCGACAUUGUGAAGUAUUUGGUGCAGAAAGGUGCUGUCGUCAAUGCAGAGGCUGACUUUCAACUAACACCGUUACAAUAUGCCACCUCUAAUGGAUACCUACAAGUGGUGCAGUAUCUGGUGCAAAAUGGUGGUGAUUACACUCUUUUACACAGUGCAUCGCAUAAUGGUCACUUGGAGGUGGUAAAAUUUUUGGUUGAAAAUGGUGCUGAUGUUAGUGCAAUGCAAAAGGAUCAGGAGAUUGUUGCAGAAGAGGGGGUCGAAGUAAUUGGUAUAAAGAAAAGAGAUACUUUUUAUGACGUUUGUCAAAAUUAA